This is a messenger RNA of Olea europaea var. sylvestris, 1309 nucleotides long. RefSeq lists its product as uncharacterized. Gene Ontology annotation, molecular function: zinc ion binding. The transcript has 4 exons. The record is from RefSeq and is a predicted model, not a curated record. Lineage: Eukaryota; Viridiplantae; Streptophyta; Magnoliopsida; Lamiales; Oleaceae. Bases 123 to 728 code for a protein of 201 amino acids.
ACUAUUUUAAAAGAUCUCUGUUGCCAUUUCUAUUUCACUUUCAAUUUCCUUACAAGACCCUUGAUUCUAUACAUUUCUUCACUAUUUUUAUCGUUUUCUCUACUUCAAAUUCUACUAAAAACAUGGUUGGAUUGAAGAAACGAAAACCGGAGUGGUUGAGCACUUUACUGCACAGCAAAUUCUUCGAUUCGUGUAUUGAUCAUCGAGGGCUGAGGAAGAAUGAGAAGAAUAUGUUCUGUAUCGAUUGCAAUCUUUGCUUUUGUAAGCACUGUAUAACUUCUUCAACUCACUGCAACCUUCAUCGCUGCCUUCAAAUCUGCAAAUAUGUAUAUCAUGAUGUCGUUCGCGUCCAAGAUAUUCAGAAAUAUCUCGAUUCUUCUCAAAUUCAGACGUACAAAAUUAAUGGUGAAAAAGCAGUACAUUUGAAUUCUCGCCCACAAUUGAAAGAAUUUGUAAAAACUUCAAAACCGAAAGCUGGGGCAUCGUGUGAAGCAUGUGGGAGGCACAUACAAGACUUGCCCAAUCGCUUUUGCUCCAUUGCCUGCAAAAUGUCGUCGAACGCAGUAAUUGAACAGCAAAGCCAAGAGAUUUUCACCAAACUUGACGAGCUUUCUAGUGAAAAUGAUUCUUCUGAAGUAAUUCAAGAAUGGGUUAGUACUACACUAUUAAGGCGAAGGAAGCUAUUGCAUAAGAGAAAAGGAAUUCCAAUAAGAGCUCCUUUAAGUUAAUUAAAUGUCGAAAUUAUACUAAAAUUUCAACUUUUUUUUUUUUUUUUUUAACUACAUAACUUAUAUUCAAAUUUCAAUUACUGUUUAUAAUUGGAAAAAAUGCAUUUGUGCCCAUGCUUUUUUGUUUAAUUAAGCACUUAAUACAUAUGACAAAAUAGGGGUCAUUUAUUAGCAGGAAUUGUGGGUGCUUUUCAUUCUCCUUUUUGGUAUUCUUUUUCGUUGGGCUGUCAUUAAUCCAGAUCUUUGUCGGGUUGGUGCUGGCUUCUCAAUUUGUCCAUUUCUUAGUAGGGCCAGCCAUUAUAGUCAAUGUCAUGGCAGAAAAAGGUUUGGUCUAUGUUUUCACAUGGAUAUGGCAGAGAAAAAUGUCAUGGCCGAAGUUUCAGACAUUUAGCCUCGGUUUAUAUUUCACUCUUUCGAAACUCUUUUUUCUAUGUAUUAAUUUUUAAUCAUACAUCCACACAAUAAAAUAUUAUACAAAUAAAUUUAAAACUUUUUCCCACUUUUAAUCACACAUCCUCCAAAAACUACCUAUUUAAAACAAUGUAUUUUUCCAAAACAAAGGACCACCAUAAAGGGGCUUA